Molecule: messenger RNA, 3886 nt
Organism: Piliocolobus tephrosceles (Ugandan red Colobus)
Lineage: Eukaryota; Metazoa; Chordata; Mammalia; Primates; Cercopithecidae
Gene: CPSF2
Product: cleavage and polyadenylation specific factor 2
Exons: 16
Coding region: 469-2817 (782 amino acids)
Biological process (GO): mRNA 3'-end processing by stem-loop binding and cleavage
Cellular component (GO): mRNA cleavage and polyadenylation specificity factor complex
Molecular function (GO): RNA binding
Source: RefSeq, a predicted model, not a curated record
GUCUCCAGCUCCAAAAUGGCGGCCGCCGCUGGGGGGCUUCUGCCGGUCGGUAGUACCCCGCGCUGCUGAGCCAGCAUCGGCUUUUCUACCUCUUGAACCUGGAUUCGCUUAGGGGUUGGGAAGGGCAGUGGACGGCGUUGGGGGAGGCCUGACAAGGCAAGUGAGGGCAGGAGAAAGGAGCAAGCCUCUGGCGGGGGAAGGCGGCGUCACUGGCCCUCUGGGAGCGACGGGCCCCGACUCCGACCCAGUCUCCCCCAACGACUCGCCCCCGCCGCUUCGGCUGCCACUGUCCCGGUCGUUCCUGGCAGAAGUGGUCAGCGAGGGAAAGAGAAGUGACUUCUCCAUGGGUUUCAAGCUCCCAGCUGUUUUGCGGCAGCUCGUUGAUAACUCUUCAGAAUUCCUGGUGUUUCAUCAUAUAUACGACUGAGAUAUCAACCCUUCUAGCUUGCUGUUUCUGGACCAAAAAAAAUGACGUCUAUUAUCAAGUUAACUACCCUUUCUGGGGUCCAAGAAGAAUCUGCCCUUUGCUAUCUUCUCCAAGUUGAUGAGUUUAGAUUUUUAUUGGACUGUGGCUGGGAUGAGCACUUUUCUAUGGAUAUUAUAGAUUCCCUGAGGAAGCAUGUUCACCAGAUUGAUGCAGUACUGUUGUCUCACCCUGAUCCUCUCCACCUUGGUGCCCUCCCAUAUGCUGUCGGAAAGUUGGGUCUGAACUGUGCUAUCUAUGCAACCAUUCCUGUUUACAAAAUGGGACAGAUGUUCAUGUAUGAUCUUUAUCAGUCUCGACACAAUACGGAAGAUUUUACACUCUUUACAUUAGAUGAUGUGGAUGCAGCCUUUGAUAAAAUACAGCAGCUAAAAUUCUCUCAGAUUGUGAAUUUGAAAGGUAAAGGACAUGGCCUGUCUAUCACACCUCUGCCAGCUGGUCAUAUGAUAGGUGGAACAAUAUGGAAAAUAGUCAAAGAUGGAGAAGAAGAAAUUGUUUAUGCAGUUGACUUCAACCACAAGAGGGAGAUCCAUUUAAAUGGAUGUUCCCUGGAAAUGCUAAGCAGGCCUUCCUUACUUAUCACAGAUUCAUUCAAUGCUACAUAUGUACAGCCUAGAAGAAAACAGAGAGAUGAGCAGCUUCUGACAAAUGUCUUGGAAACACUUCGAGGUGAUGGAAAUGUGUUAAUAGCAGUGGACACAGCAGGCAGAGUUUUGGAACUUGCUCAACUUCUUGAUCAGAUUUGGAGGACUAAAGAUGCAGGACUGGGUGUUUACUCAUUGGCACUCCUAAAUAAUGUCAGUUACAACGUGGUGGAGUUUUCUAAAUCCCAGGUAGAAUGGAUGAGUGAUAAAUUGAUGAGAUGUUUUGAAGACAAAAGAAAUAAUCCUUUUCAGUUUCGCCAUCUCUCUUUAUGUCAUGGUCUUUCUGACUUGGCCCGAGUACCUAGCCCUAAAGUUGUGCUUGCCAGCCAACCUGACCUGGAAUGUGGAUUUUCAAGGGAUCUCUUUAUUCAGUGGUGUCAGGAUCCUAAAAACUCAAUCAUUCUAACUUACAGAACUACUCCUGGGACUUUAGCACGUUUCCUAAUUGAUAAUCCUUCUGAAAAAAUUACAGAAAUAGAGUUGAGGAAACGUGUGAAGCUUGAAGGGAAAGAACUUGAGGAAUACUUGGAAAAAGAGAAACUAAAGAAAGAAGCUGCCAAAAAGCUUGAGCAGUCAAAAGAGGCAGAUAUAGAUUCCAGUGAUGAGAGUGACAUUGAGGAAGAUAUUGACCAGCCAUCAGCUCAUAAGACGAAGCAUGACUUGAUGAUGAAAGGUGAAGGCAGUCGUAAAGGAAGUUUUUUCAAACAGGCAAAAAAGUCCUAUCCUAUGUUUCCUGCCCCAGAAGAAAGAAUUAAAUGGGAUGAAUAUGGAGAGAUUAUCAAACCAGAGGAUUUCUUGGUGCCAGAGCUUCAAGCUACUGAAGAAGAAAAAAGCAAAUUAGAAUCUGGUUUGACAAAUGGAGAUGAACCCAUGGAUCAGGAUUUAUCUGAUGUUCCUACUAAAUGUAUUUCUACAACAGAGUCUAUUGAAAUAAAAGCCCGGGUUACCUACAUAGACUAUGAAGGACGGUCUGAUGGGGAUUCCAUUAAAAAAAUCAUUAAUCAGAUGAAACCACGACAGUUGAUCAUCGUCCAUGGCCCACCAGAGGCCAGUCAGGAUCUGGCAGAGUGCUGUCGCGCCUUUGGUGGGAAAGAUAUUAAAGUGUACAUGCCAAAGCUGCAUGAAACAGUUGAUGCCACGAGUGAAACUCACAUCUACCAGGUGAGAUUAAAAGACUCACUUGUCAGCUCUCUUCAGUUUUGUAAGGCAAAAGAUGCUGAAUUAGCUUGGAUAGAUGGUGUCUUAGAUAUGAGAGUUUCCAAAGUGGACACAGGGGUUAUUUUAGAAGAAGGAGAACUAAAGGAUGAUGGAGAAGACUCAGAGAUGCAAGUGGACGCUCCCUCAGAUUCUAGUGUUAUAGCCCAACAAAAGGCCAUGAAAAGUCUGUUCGGAGAUGAUGAAAAAGAAACAGGUGAAGAAAGUGAAAUCAUUCCUACUUUGGAACCCUUGCCACCUCAUGAGGUUCCUGGACAUCAGUCAGUUUUUAUGAAUGAACCAAGACUGUCAGACUUCAAGCAAGUUCUCUUACGGGAGGGGAUUCAAGCUGAAUUUGUAGGAGGUGUACUUGUUUGCAACAAUCAAGUAGCAGUCCGCAGAACGGAAACUGGACGCAUUGGAUUAGAAGGCUGCCUUUGUCAAGACUUUUAUAGGAUAAGAGACCUUUUAUAUGAACAAUAUGCCAUUGUGUAAAAGACAUGAUGUCAAGAAGGAUCUGCUUGACCUUUCUAAGAAAAAGGGAUUCUUAUCUUCCUUUGAGCUUUUGAUGUUUGGUUUUGUAACAUACAGAAAGAAUCUGCCAGAAAAACUUACAUGUAUUAGAUUUUUAAAAAUAUAAAUAGAGAACAUUUUGCAAAUGCUCAAAUGAGCAUUCUAUCUUUUGGCUUUCAGAGUGAUAGAGCUCCUAACAGGUGUACAGGUCCAAGAGUUGAAGGUGAUUGGUUUUCUUUACAGACUCCUUGUUCUAGAAGGGCUUUUUACUUGAAUAAAACAAUGCAACUUAGCAAACCAAUUCAUGGCCUUAGAGAAACAUUUUUGCAUGAGUUCUUACAAACUGUUAUAUUUUCUGGAAUGAUAAGUGAGAAUUAUUUAGAAAAGACAUGCUCAAAAAAAAAAAAAAAAGAAAACUAAACUGAUAAAACAGUUUUUUGAAGUUUAUUUUUAAAAGCAUACGUGCUAUGAAUCUUUCCAGUUUGAAUAUGCAAUUGUUUUCUGCCUAUAUUUCCCAGUGAUUUACUCUAGGGUAAGGUACUACACAUUUGGUUCAGAAAUCAAUUUUUAUUUCUCCUAUAUCUUGUUUUAUCAAGAUUUUGUUGUGGCAUUUCAAUGUAAAUUAUAACACCAUCAUUUGAAUAUACACAAUUCAAAAGAACUCCUUGAUGCAGUAUAGUCUUAAGGGUUCUGCAUACCUUUUAGAAACAUCUUAGCCAUCAGUUAGGUCCUGUAUUAAACUGUUUAGUGCUCUGUUUUUAAGAAAACAAAUGUUGAACCUCACACUUUUAUGUGGUGACAGUAUAAUUUAAUUAAAAGGUGUAAAUGUUUUCAUCUCUUAGGCUUGCUCUCUCCAAAGGUCACCCAAGCAGUUGUUGGAUUUUAUACACAUUACUACUAAAAUAAUACUAAAGUUGGAUAAGGUUGUCCUUUCUGUGUUUGCAUCUUUCUUGUGACUAACCACCCUGAUAUAGUAUAAACCACUGUGUUCAAGAGUAAAAACAAUAUAUGCAAUUUUCAUUGAACUUAAGGAGUGAAAACCAUGUAAACU